Molecule: messenger RNA, 1205 nt
Organism: Postia placenta MAD-698-R-SB12
Lineage: Eukaryota; Fungi; Basidiomycota; Agaricomycetes; Polyporales; Adustoporiaceae
Exons: 1
Coding region: 497-781 (94 amino acids)
Source: RefSeq, a predicted model, not a curated record
GGCAGCGUGAUUGAUCUGGCCAGGUGGGGCGAGAUCCUCUGCAUCAGGAAUAGACACAGCUUAUACAGGUAGAAUGUCGACAGGACAGCAAGAAAGGGUAGGUCUGAUUUGCUAUAUACUGACACAGGUCCCUGCACCGCAAGGCCCGCUACCCAGCGUGCACCGUCUUAAGUAGUAGAUAGCCCCACAGUGAGCACUGAUCGACGAUCCCAGGGUGAACACUUUGGCCAGCUGACAGACAUUACAGGCUCCGGUCGACGGGCCCAUAAGAGCCCAUCUUGCGCAACACCGUGCGCCAUGACGACAGCGAAGAGCAUGUCCGCCGUUACUCGCAUGAUCAGGCCGAGGGUAAGAGGCUGAGAGGCCCCGAGAGUGCAUCAUACACACAUGCAUUCAUGACGCACAGGCACGUAUUGCACUUCAGGCCGGUCGUGUGCAUGCCCGAGUAGCAUAUUGGCCUCGUUCUGGCUGGCUCUGGCUGGCCGCCCUACCGGGAAUGGACGAGCGAUCGAUGAGCAGCAGUGAUAGACAAAGAGACGCAGAGAACCAGAAGCCACGUCCGCAUGAGCCGUCCGAGAGUCAAAACUGCCGCGUCCCGCGCGUUGUGUGCGCAACAGAGGCCGAGCGUCCACUGAGGGCCUGCAGGUUUCGUCGCCCAGAUAGACGCCCAGCACGCGUGCGCAAGGAAGCGCAUGACGAACGUGCAGCACAGAGCACAGAGCAGAGACGGGAUUGUGAGAACGCGAGUCUGCGUGUCGCCCGCGGGUCCGCAUAUACAUGAAGUCGGCCGAGCUCGUGCGUGAACCAGGAGAUGGUGCAAGCACCGACGCAUGUGGGUCGCAAAACCGGGUUUAACCACAGUGACGCAGACGCUCCGUCGUGGGUUUGUGGCGUCAUCACGGUACUGAGAUGCAGCGUCGCCCGCCCGUAGACAGUCAUCGAGCGCGUCGCGGCGGUGCGAGAAUUGGCCCAACGCUCCAGGACACACGUCGAGCCCCACAGCGUAUUGACGUGCCGCCCAAGCGAGAAGUCUGGUGCGCACAGCAAAAUCGAAAUACGAAUACGCCCAAGCGCGGGCUCCAGCCUCGCGUACGAUACGUCGCCGUUAUCUGCGCCGCUGAGCAGGACCCCGGCUAAUCCCCUAAGAGCUCUGAUCCCGCGCAGACCCUAUUUCGGGGGUAGAUAAGAUAAGAUUUGUCACGAUC